AUGAAUGUCUCAAACGAAACGGAUCGCUCAACACACAGAACUAUUAGCGAUAUUUCGCCUCCAGGAUUAAUCGGAAAGAUAGCCUCUUACUUGCCAUUUAAUAAACUCGUUUUAUUUACUUCAUCUAGUGAGAACGUAAUUAGAACAAGUUCUCUAUCAAAUUUUUUCAGAGAAGUAUCAAUAAUUGAUCUGGAUUCUCUUCGUAGUAACCAAAAUUUUAAUGUUCAUCUAGAUGAUUUGCAUAUAUUCCAAUCUCACCUAUCAGACUUCUGUAGAAGAUUAAAAGUUAGGAUUAGUAGCUCAGCCAAAAUGGAUAAAGCUCCAAAUAAAAUUAUUUCAUAUGAUUUUGUUGUCGAAGAUUUUUAUUCUUUUGAUAAAAGUCUUUUAAAUAUUGUUGAUAGUCUAAAAAACCUAGAUUUGCAUUCAAAUGCUGUCAAAGAAGUAGAUAGAUUAUCCGAAUUAGUUGCUUUAAAUUAUUUAACUCUCUCUUUCAAUGAAAUAUCUAGCAUCCAGAAUUUGUCAAAUUUAAUUCAAUUAAAUCACUUAGACUUGAAAGGAAAUUUGAUUCAACCAGAUAACUUAGACUUGGAGGCAAAUCAAAUCUCUUGGAUCCAAAAUAUUUUGAAGCUAUAA
Ascoidea rubescens DSM 1968 is the source of this 633-nucleotide messenger RNA. RefSeq lists its product as uncharacterized. Bases 1 to 633 code for a protein of 210 amino acids. The record is from RefSeq and is a predicted model, not a curated record. Gene Ontology annotation, molecular function: protein binding. Lineage: Eukaryota; Fungi; Ascomycota; Saccharomycetes; Ascoideales; Ascoideaceae. The transcript has 3 exons.